AUGGACAGAGACACUGGCCUCAACCAUGCAAAUGGCACCUCUCAGCAACAUCAAGACACGGAGUUGUUCUCCACUGAAGAAGACAGCAGCCUCUACUUCACCUACAGUGGAGGGUGCAACGAGCUGGAGGUCAACAACCUGCACUAUCAGGUGGACACAGCGGCUCAGAUCCCCUGGUAUGAGAGGUUGUCAGAGUUCAAGUUGCCAUGGGAGAUAAAAGGAAACAAGCAGACAGCCAUCAACAAGCUCAGCCUCCGAGUCCGCAGUGGACAGAUGCUGGCUAUCAUUGGCAGCUCAGGUUGUGGUAAAACAUCUUUGCUGGACAUAAUAACAUGUCGCGAUGAGGGCGGUACGAUGGCGUCUGGUCAGGUUCUGAUCAACGGGAAGCCCAACACGCCCCAGCUGGUGAAGAAGAGCAUCGCUCAUGUCCGCCAAGACGACCGCCUUCUUCCUCACCUCACUGUCCGUGAGACUCUCGUCUUUGUGGCCAAACUGAGGCUCCCCACCCACUUCACACAGGCUCAGAGGGAGCAGAGGGUGGACGACGUCAUCGCAGAGCUGCGGCUGCGACAGUGUGCUCACACCAGGGUGGGAAACGACUUCGUGAGGGGAGUUUCCGGAGGAGAGAGGAGGAGAGUCAGUAUAGCAGUCCAACUUCUCUGGAACCCUGGUAUUUUGAUCCUGGAUGAGCCCACGUCAGGUUUGGACAGCUUCACGGCCCACAACCUGGUGAUCACACUGUCCCGCCUGGCCCGGGGAAACCGUCUGGUCCUGCUGUCAGUCCACCAGCCCCGGUCAGAUAUCUUCCAGCUGUUCGACCUCGUCGUCCUGCUGUCGUCGGGUUCGGCCGUUUACUGUGGCGCUGCUCGGGACAUGGUACCUUACUUCACUGCCCUGGGAUACCCCUGCCCGCGAUACUGCAACCCCUCUGAUUUCUAUGUUGACCUGAUCAGUAUAGACCGGCGCAGUCUGGACCGAGAGGCCGAGUGUUUGGAGCGGGCCUUAGUUCUGGCUGAGCAGUUUAUGGAAAAGGUGCGAGACACAGAGGAUCACAUGUGGAAACCAGCUGGGACCGACAUGCCACCAACUGAAAGCCCUCAGCAGCUGAGCACGAUAAAAAAAGAGGAAGUGAUCACAGUUUCCAAGCAAAGAGACAGACUGCCUGGCAAACUACAACAAUUUACUAUCCUCAUCAGGCGUCACAUGUACAAUGACUACAGAGACCUGGUCACCUUAUUGGUCCACGGUUUCGAGGCCCUUCUCAUGUCACUGCUGGUCGGUUUUCUCUACUACGGGGCGGGACAAGAGCAUCUGUCCAUCCGAGACACCGUGGCCCUCCUCUACAUGAUCGGAGCUCUCACCCCAUUCGCUGUGGUGCUGGACGUCAUAGCUAAAUGUCACACAGAGCGAGCCAUGCUCUACCACGAGCUGGAGGACGGCAUGUACUCAGUCACCUCCUACUUCUUUGCUAAGGUCCUGGGGGAGUUACCCGAGCACUGUGUGUUCACCUUGGUGUACGGCCUGCCCAUCUAUUGGCUGGCCGGGCUCAACGAGGCUCCGGAGCGUUUCCUGCUCAACUUCCUGCUGGUGUGGCUGGUGGUUUACUGCAGCCGAGCCAUGGCUCUGUUUGUCGCUGCUGCGCUGCCCACCCUGCAGACCUCUGCCUUCAUGGGCAACGCCUUGUUCACGGUCUUCUAUUUGACUGGAGGUUUUGUCAUCAGCCUGGAGAAUAUGUGGCUUGUGGCCUCAUGGAUCUCUCAUGUCUCCUUCAUGCGUUGGGGCUUUGAGGGAAUGCUGCAGGUGCAGUUCAGAGGCGCAAAGUACCCCAUCAUCAUCGCAAACAAGACCGAGUUUUUUGACGGCAUUUACGUGGUGAAGGCCAUGAACAUGGACCAGUACCCUCUGUACUCCUGCUAUCUGGUCCUGCUGGCAGUCUGCCUAGGCUUCAUGGUGCUCUAUUACUUGUCCCUAAAAUUCAUCAAACAGAAGUCCAGUCAAGACUGGUGA
Chelmon rostratus (copperband butterflyfish) is the source of this 2007-nucleotide messenger RNA. RefSeq names its product ATP-binding cassette, sub-family G (WHITE), member 8 (gene abcg8). NCBI's taxonomy places the organism in Eukaryota, Metazoa, Chordata, Actinopteri, Chaetodontiformes, Chaetodontidae. The record is from RefSeq and is a predicted model, not a curated record. The transcript has 13 exons. Gene Ontology annotation, cellular component: plasma membrane. Gene Ontology annotation, biological process: cholesterol homeostasis. Bases 1 to 2007 code for a protein of 668 amino acids. Gene Ontology annotation, molecular function: ABC-type transporter activity; ATP binding; ATP hydrolysis activity.